UACACGAGGUAUCACUGCAGUGCGUGGCCUCAACAUUCGACAGUUGUGGCUUCCGAGUGGCUGAAAACAAUGACUUGAUAGAAGUGAAGCAAGUUGAACAUGUUAUUCAGCAGAUUCUGCGGACCACAUACAAAAAUCGCCACGUUCAUAUAACCCUUGCCACACAGCUUACGUUGAAUCUCCUUCUAAAUAUACUUGACAAAAGCCGAAGUGGAAUGCUGCAGGUUUUGGGGUGUAAGGUGCUAAUGGUGGUGAUGUGUGCGGGGCGCUUGCAGGAGAAGUAUCGUUAUCUUUUCACACAGGUCGCCGAUCAUAACAACUGUUGCACAAGGAGAAGAUUGGCCGCCAUCCUCCGAGACUUGGCACGCAUUCCAGAAUUGCUCUCAGAACAGCCAUCCUUUGGCAUGUCUUUGGUGUCGGCUGCGGUCGAGAGCUGCUUUCGGGAGGUCGAGGGUGAGGUUGGGGUCACGGAGGAGGUGCUAUUGGCCUGGCUGCUGCAGGAACCCCAGACGCUCGUGUGGUGGACGACUCUCUACAGACUGACUGCUGCAGAGCUCGUAUGUCAUGACGUGAAGUGUGGAGUGUGUAAGCAGCGACCAAUAAUCGGGCUUCGAUAUCAGUGUCUGCGGUGCAUAGGUUACAACCUGUGUCAGGACUGUUUCCUUCAUGCCAGAACUUCACGCAGACAUAAACUGACCCACCCUAUUCAGGAGUAUUGUCAUGAGACAACCGGGAAAGAAUGGCGCCGUGCUCUGUUGAAGAUGGUGCGCAACAGAUUCGGAGGAAGACAAGGUUACAAUAAGCAGCGAUAUUUAGCCAUUGCCUCUAGUCCCGAGUCUGGGUGUGACUUGACCAGUCUAUUGUGUGAAGCCGGGGGUGUUCAGGCGUGGUGCGGAAACAGUGAAGACGAGAUGGAGGACGAGGAGGAACUCAUGUCUCGCACGAUCCUCCAUCCCUCAGAGGACAAUGACUCCAAUCAUUCGGGAGACGGAAAUAGCGGUGACAGUGGCAGAGGAAGCCGAGGAAACGGAUCUCCGGCUGAACCCACCAUAAUGCCAACCACUCCGCGGCAGCAGAUACACUCGGUGAUCAUGCACUUAGAGGAGGGACACAGGCAAUUGGAAGAGGAUGCGAAUGGUAACAUGCAGAAGAACGUGGAAGAGCACACCCAGCAGUUGCAAACACAGAUCAACAGACUCAAGGCAAUCCUGCAGAGCUACACUUCAACAAAAGCAGCGCCACAGAUCAAGCCUGGAGGAGCGAGGGCAAGUGUGAGGGGCCUUCCCCGAUUAGAAAGCACUCCCAUAGUAGGGGAGCGAGGCCUGCUCCUCAACCUGUCUCCUAUUGUCAAGCAACCCAGUGCUGAUGACACUGCCGUAUUAGACAACAAGGAGAACCAUCUGGUGGAGAACCCUGAUGGAACUCCUGUCAAAGAGAGCAGAAGUAUACAGCCUAUGAGGAUGCCUUUCACUCCAAGGCUAAAUGGAGUCCCUCAGCAUGGCACUCCCAAUGGCAACACCCAAGAGACUCAAGACAUUGCCGCAUCAAGAUCAGUCCCACCACCAGCGCGACUUCCAAGCUUCACAGAGGUCAAUUUCAGUGACCUGACUUCCUUGACCUCUGCCCCCUCGUCUGUGGCCACGUCACCGAGGGUCGAAGAAAGAGCAGCCAAUGGGGUCUUUGGGGAUGAUGUAGCGCCUGACGUCAGAGAAGAACUGGAGAACAUACUGCACCAGUUGGAUCAGAUCUUUCCACUCUGUAAAUCAGAGAACACAAGAGCAGUGGAACCAGAUGGCGCCGGCGUGGUAGAAGCCGCGUGCGAGCUUGGUGAUGUUUUGGCUGAGUAUGUGAACACAGUUCCAAGCUCAACUGCAUGUGUGUAGAAAGAAAUGGGUGAAAAAGUGUUCGAUGAGCAGUGGAAAGCUGUUUUAUUAAUUUGUCGAGUAGGUACCCACAAUAUCAGUAUUGCACAGAUUUUUAAAAUCAAAUUCUUACAGUUUUGUAAAAUAAUUAUUAUAAGAUAGAAGCGAUCACAUUGGUCUCACGGAAACUAUAUAUAAACGUAUGGAAGAAGAAGAAUUAAUGUUAGACUGAUCAUAUUUAUGAAUCUUGGAUAUUACCAGUGAUAUUGUGUAAUUGUAAUAAAGUUUGAGGGAUUUUCAAAAUCUGAGAUGUUUUUGACUUUGCAAUCUGUGAUUACUUGUUUGUUAACCUAUUUAUAUAUCAAACCAAAUAUUGAGAAGUUUAAGAAUUUAGUCUUCCUCUUUUGAAUUACAGUAAAUUUGUAUAUUAUCUUUGUCUGUUUCAUUCACUGAAACUCUGUGUACUGUGCAUAUAUUUUGGUUAUUUUUCCAUCUGUUGAAAUGCACAUUGGAGGAAAUGGGAUGCUUUGUAUAUAAUUGUGUGCCCCUUUUUUUAUGUAUUUGUUUGUUCAUAUUCAUACUUCUUAAUGCUGUUAUCUGAAGUAGAUAAGGUCAGUAAUUUUUUCUUUCUUUCUUUUUUCCUUUUUUUCUGAUUGAUUUUUGGGUUUAAAUCAACCAGAUAGGUAUUCAAUUUCCUAUCAAAAUUACUGUGUUGUUUGUCUGUAUACAUCUAUACAUUUCACUUUGUUGGAAGUGAUAUCUGAUGAAAGAUAGAAGAAAAUGCUAAGAUUAAAAGCAGUGUUAAUGAAGCUAUUCAGAAAUAUGAGUGAUUCCUUUCCUUUUUCUGUUA
Penaeus monodon (black tiger shrimp) is the source of this 2712-nucleotide messenger RNA. RefSeq names its product dystrophin-like. Gene Ontology annotation, molecular function: zinc ion binding; protein binding. Lineage: Eukaryota; Metazoa; Arthropoda; Malacostraca; Decapoda; Penaeidae. The record is from RefSeq and is a predicted model, not a curated record. Gene Ontology annotation, biological process: synaptic signaling. Gene Ontology annotation, cellular component: plasma membrane.